AUGGAGUUAGCUAGGACCAUAUACAUCGACGUUAUUGGAACAGGCGGCCAAUGGGAUUGGAAAAAUAUAACGCAGGCUAUAGAAGCAGGCAAGCAGAGGAUUAUUCAAAUUGUAAAAGGCUUUGGCGUAAAGGCAAACCUCAGCGCAGAUGACGUAGAAGCUACAUUGCGUAGCGUUAAAAGUUUUCUUGAUCAAGGUCCGUCCAAGAUUGAUCAGGAAGUUAAGGGAACUGAAGUGGCUGGUGUAAUUGAGACUAAAGCGACAUCCGGCAAAAAUACGAAUAACCAACAUCUGAUAUCCGCCAUCAAAGCCAUAUUCGGAUCCAUCUGUGCCAAAGCCUCCGCCGCCUCUAAAGAUAUUCAAACGCUAAUAGAGGAACCGAACAUCAGCAACCUGAAACAGGCUCUCACCACUUCUCCAAUCCUCGUUGCUAAACUUGGCAAGGCGGAUGCCCAUGCAGUUGACUCAGCUAUUUAUCAAGUGAGACAUAACGUUGAGGUACUUGAGGGAAGAUUCAGGACCCACGUCAAACAUGGCCUUGAUCCUGCCGUUCAAGAGUUCAACACUGAAGCUCAAGAGCAGAUCAAAGCAAUAAAUAAGGCCAUUGACGAAGCCGUUGCAAAUUUUCAGAUGACCGCUGAUGGAACUCAGAUUGACGUGGUUAAAACAUGA
Messenger RNA from Babesia ovata, 672 nucleotides. Its product is annotated as translation initiation factor IF-3, putative. The transcript has a single exon. The record is from RefSeq and is a predicted model, not a curated record. The coding region runs from base 1 to 672 and encodes 223 amino acids. Lineage: Eukaryota; Apicomplexa; Aconoidasida; Piroplasmida; Babesiidae.